GCAGUAAGAGGCUGUGCGGAGUGUGGGAUCAUUGAUGCUUUGUACGACAGACAUGCAGAGACAUUAACCAUUCCCGGGUGGAAGAGAUCAGUGCAGCUUUGGCAAAUAAGCGGGACACUCGGAUCUCACUGAUGAUCCUGAGAAGGAGGUGUAGCUUGGCAGUGGAAGAUUUGACUUUCUUUUCGCAGAAGGUGGUGGUGGCUAUUUGCAUGUCAGAUGCUCAGACUGACAUCAGAGGAAGCAGAUGUGAUGUUCGAGUCCCUACAGCGAAGUACACCAAGGUCGGUGAGACUUUAAGGCAUGUCAUCCCCGGACAUAUGCAGUGUUCCAUGGCAUGCGGUGGUCGGGCGUGCAAAUACGAAAAUCCCUCUCGCUGGAGCGAUAAAGAACAAGCCAUCAAGGGACUGUACUCGUCCUGGAUAACUGAUAAUCUAUUAGCCAUGGCGAGGCCUUCAACUGAAAUCAUUGAAAAAUUCAACAUCAUCGAACAAUUCCAGAAGUGUGGCUUAAAGACAGUCAUCAACCUGCAGCGACCAGGGGAACACGCCAGCUGUGGCGGCACUCUUGAGCCAGAGAGUAGUUUCACUUAUCGCCCGGAGGUUUUCAUGGAGGCUGGGAUCUAUUUUUACAACUUUGGCUGGAAGGAUUAUGGUGUGGCUUCCUUGACUACUAUCCUUGACAUGGUAAAGGUUAUGUCAUUUGCCAUGCAAGAAGGAAAAAUGGCUGUUCACUGCCAUGCCGGACUUGGCAGGACAGGUGUCUUAAUAGCAUGCUUCUUAGUAUUCACAUCCCGGAUGAGCGCAGAUCAGGCCAUUUUGUUUGUCAGAGCCAAACGGCGAAAUUCGAUCCAGACCCGUGGCCAACUGUUGUGCGUGCGAGAAUUUGCCCAGUUCCUUGUGCCACUGCGAAGCGUGUUCUCGUGCGCCGAGCCCAUAGCUCACUCGGUCACGUUGUUGCAGUACUUGACCCGUCAACGCCACAUGCUGCAUGGCUACGAAGCGCGGCAAAUGAAAAACAUGCCAAAGAUCGUCCAACUGGUCUGCAGGCUCUUACUGGACAUAGCAGAGAACCGUCAAACUGUGGAAGAGGAGGUGUUGGAAAUCCCAGACCUCACAGAGGAAGUGGAGAAGACGGUUUCCUUGCAAGCCAUCCAGCAGUUAGGGAAGGAGAUGAGGGGCAAGGGAAUUCCAAUACCCUCACCUCGUUCUCCUGACCAACCCAGCUUUCCUCUUCAAGUACCGUGUGCUCAACUUCAUGACCGCCCGCUGUGUAGUGACCAAGAGUUUGAUGUUGUUUGGAGAUGGCCAACUGUGGACAAUACAAACAAGUCUCAACUCAUCUUAACGAAGUGUAUAAGCUAUAGUGACUCAGCUUUGCACAAACUGGAUGCAAGAAUUCAAGGCCUGCCAAGUCCCCAGAAUGCUCUUGGCAGCAAUACUGGUUUGGAACUUUCUGAACACUACAAGUCGCAGAGCAGAUUAGCUUUACAAACCCCUGAUAUUCAACCGUCUAUACCUCCACUGACAAAUAAAAGCAAAAGCAGACCCAAACAUGUCUCCUUAACCAGUUCCAGGAGUUCCCAAGUACAAUCCAAAAAAGAUCAAGAUGAAAAACCCAUAAAGAGGGCGUCUCUAAAGGAGGCAAAGCGCAGCAGAUCUUAUGGAUUUUUAGGGGGGACCAAUGUGGACAGCAGCACAGUGCUUUCUAAAUGGAUCGCAGAAGAUGUUAGAAAUGUUCAAACCUGUCAAGACGGCACAAAUCACAGUCGAAAUGACAAGAUGACCUGGGAUGGCAAAAAUGACAAAUUUAAUGAUGUUCCUAUAUUAUCGUUGCAAAAUGAACUCUCACCUGAGACUCGUCAUCUGUUUGUGGCCAAAGCACUUACAAUAGACAUAGAAGAAGAGGAACUCAGGAACACAGUCUCAAUGUGGCAGAUGGAGCUGAACUCCCGUGAUGGUGCAUGGGAGAGGUUGUGAGGCGAGAGAGAUCCUGUGGUGCUCUCCUCUCUCAUGUGGUCCUGGCUAGAGCAGCUGAAGGAGCCAAUCAUUACAAAAGAGGACGUCGAGACUUUGGCUGAAAAGAGAUGUAAUCCCCAUGCCCUCAAUUCACUGGACAAGGGACAAAAACAAACCCUUCUGUGUGUUCUUGACUGCGCUGCUCAUUUGCUGAAGAUACCAGAGGAUGUUGAGAGUGCCUUUGUUGAACGCACAAUCAAAGCAUUUACUUGGAUUUCUUCUGAUUCGGAGAAUGGGCAGUUAAUCUAUAAAACACUAAAAGAAGUUGUGAUCCCAGUCCUUAAUGAUAUGAGGGCAAAAGCACUGGAAGAUCUGGAGGUGACAUGUCACUGUCCCUACACACCUUGAUCCAUUCACCAAGACACUGGACUGAAAAUUGAAUUUAAAUCAGAAAUCUGGUACAAAAAUUUAAAUCUGGAAAAAAGCACAACCUAUUUUUUAUUUAUUUUAAUUUUAUUCUACCUUUGUGAUUAUGCAUUUGAAAAAUGUAUUUAACAACUUUUUCUGAGAGAGAAAAAUAAUUACUGCCAUACUUGUGCCACACAAUGUUUUGUUAGGCUAUUUUUCUAAUUUGUUAUUAAUACUUUAUACUUGGUACAUGUGCUAUUUAUUAGCUAACUGAUGAAAAUAUUUAUUGGAAAGUGUUAUUUUUUAUAUUUAAUUUUAAUUAUUUGGCUCUUAUGAUAGAGAAUUCAGUACAGUUUGCAUAUAAAAAUGUACCUCUUUAUUGACUAAACCAAAUGAUAUCACUGUGCAACAUGUCUCAUUUUAUGAAACAAUCUUUAAUUUAUUUUUUUGAAUUUAGCAAAUUGCCAGAUUUUCUAAAUAUUGCCUUUGCCAUAUAAAGGUUUGUGUUGGUGCAAUAGAUGACAACUGAAUGCUUUCAUUCAUAAUGCAAUGCAGUUUACAUUAGAGAUAGCUCAGCAUGAUCUUGACGACAAUUCUAAAAAUUGAGAAUGUUUUGCAUUUCCUGUUAAAUUGCAACAUUGCUAAAAAGCAAAAUACUGCCCUGUAGACUGGCUUUUGCAGAAUGCUAUGUACCUUUAACCAUCUAUUAUUUGUAAUUAAGCUGCUUUUUUAUGUACUUACAAAAGAUAAGUAUGUUUGUAAUUUAUGUGGUGUUUUAUGUAAGAUAACACUAGUGUUUAGAAAUGUAUCUGACCUCAUUUGUCAACUAAAAUGUUAACAUUGUAUUUUUAAGUAAAUGUCAUGUAGCCAACAGAACAUGUUUAUUCGUUAGGUCUGUAGAAGAAUUGUUAGAUGUUUUCUUGUCUGAUAAAGAAAGAUUACUGUGGAUUGUUAAAAGCACUAUAUUUUUUAUUUAUCGCAUUUUCACUGAAACGUGGAGAAAUUCUUAAUGUUACCUUUUGCAUUAUUUCUUAUUAACAUGUAUUUCACAUUUACUUGCAUUAAACAAGUUUGAUUAUUUUAUACUAUUAGCUUGUUUAUUUGUGUUUCUGAUUAUAAUUAUCAUGUCAUGCAAUAAAACCCUCACUCUUUUGU
This is a messenger RNA of Triplophysa rosa, 3518 nucleotides long. It is a transcript of the gene ptpdc1a, whose product is annotated as protein tyrosine phosphatase domain containing 1a. Lineage: Eukaryota; Metazoa; Chordata; Actinopteri; Cypriniformes; Nemacheilidae. The coding region runs from base 132 to 1976 and encodes 614 amino acids. The record is from RefSeq and is a predicted model, not a curated record. Gene Ontology annotation, biological process: protein dephosphorylation; cilium assembly. Gene Ontology annotation, molecular function: protein tyrosine/serine/threonine phosphatase activity. The transcript is spliced from 9 exons.